AUGAAUUUAUUCUGUAUUAUCCUAUUAAUUUUGGCAUGUAUGCCAAGAGUUUGCAUUUACGGCAAAAGAUAUUUAUUUUAUGAUGUGUUUUAUGGAGAAGGUUUCAAUUUGAAACGUGAUGUUUAUAUUCGGAUUGCCAAUACAGUACGUCUUUUAAGAGACCCAAGCCAAAUACCAAAUUUUGCUCUACACGACAUAAACGUAAAAAAUUUAACUGGUGAAGAUUGGAUUCUAGUUUUACCACCUUGGGGUCCACUUCCUCAUUGGUUCAAUGACAGAUCAUAUGAAAGAUAUACAAAUCAUAGUUAUUUUAAUAAUUGGUCAGGCAUUCCAUGGUCAAUGUUUUUUGAUUUAAACAGUCUCUCAUUAUUUAUACCAGUUAUGGAUUUAAUUGAAUUUCAACGCAGUAACGUAUUGGAUUCACAACAAUCAUUAUUAAACAGGUCAUCCAAUCAUCCGUUGACAAUCGAUUUAGCUCUUCAGUUAGUUCGUGCAGAUUUUAAUGAAAAAUUGGGGCAAUAUUCAAAUGUUAAUAAUCGUAAAGUAGAUUUUUGUCCAUUCGAAUUACGCGAAUUAUAUCGAUUAAAUGACUCAACAUUGUCAUCAUCAUCAUCAUCAUUCAGUCGACCAAUAGAAUUAUUUGAAGGAAGUAGUUUUAAUUUACAAAAUGGUAUAUUACCAAUGAAAGCAUCUACAUAUGAUUGUAUCACUGGAGAUUUAGAACCUGUUCAUUUAGCACCAUUCUUAAUUCAAUUAAUUAAAAAUUCUGAAAAGCCUAUUACGACUUUAUACUUAGACUCAGCUCAGUCGAUUAUACACGGUCAUUGGAGUGAAUGGAGUCAAGAAUAUUGGACUGUACGUCGAAGCAUUACAAUAGCAAAACAUUUACGUGAUAUUGGUGAUAAUUACCGUGGAGCUUAUUUACAUUCUAAUGAUAUUUCAGAUCGUACAGUAUCACCGUCAAUAGUUGAACAUCUUGGUCCAGGUUCCAGUUGGCUACGUCCACAAUGGCCACUUUCACCAGCUCUAGGUGGACCAUAUGUAGCGGUUCAUUGGCGUCGUGGAGACUUUGUUACUACAAGUACUAACGCUACAACAACAACAACUGUUACUACUACUAGUCGAUCUCCUAAUAAUGUUUUAGCAGCCCAACAAAUUCUAAAUGCUCUCAAGAUAUUUAAUCAGUAUCAAGAUCAUUACAUCGAUACAAUUUAUCUAGCCACCGAUGCUAAUAAAGAAGAACUAGAAAAUCUGAAAAGUUUACUUUAUCCCCUUCAAGUAUUUCAUUUUGAGCCAACUGAAUCCGAGUGGAUAUCUUAUGGCCCAGGUGGUUCAGCAAUUAUAGAUCAAUGGAUUUGUGCACAUGCUAGGUUAUCUUUGUAAACUGAUAGAACACGUAGUAGUUCAUAAUGAGUAUUAUAUAAUUGAAAUCUAAUCACAAUAUUGGUUAAUCACUUGUUGUCAAUCAAAUUGUGAAACUAUAGAUCACAUUAUUAUAUCAUUUUAAACACUCAUAUGUAUAUAUUUGUGUACCCAAAUGAAGCUGACGAUACUGUUUAUUGUUAUACAGUUGAUAAGAGGC
This is a messenger RNA of Schistosoma guineensis, 1582 nucleotides long. The record is from the annotation of a GenBank genome assembly. Lineage: Eukaryota; Metazoa; Platyhelminthes; Trematoda; Strigeidida; Schistosomatidae.